Molecule: messenger RNA, 5520 nt
Organism: Trichosurus vulpecula (common brushtail)
Lineage: Eukaryota; Metazoa; Chordata; Mammalia; Diprotodontia; Phalangeridae
Gene: ATP10A
Product: ATPase phospholipid transporting 10A (putative)
Exons: 21
Coding region: 317-4924 (1535 amino acids)
Biological process (GO): phospholipid translocation
Cellular component (GO): plasma membrane
Molecular function (GO): ATP hydrolysis activity; ATPase-coupled intramembrane lipid carrier activity; magnesium ion binding
Source: RefSeq, a predicted model, not a curated record
UCCCACAGAGCGAGGCGUUUCCACCCUUCUCUUCCCAAGGGCUGGGAGCCCCGAGUAGAAAGAGAGGGGUGAAGAUCACUUAAGAGACUGGAGUAGGGAGCGUACGGGACGUGUGUACACACCCAGAUCUGGAAGGGGUGGGGGAAAAGAGAGAGGGAGAGAGAAAAAAGAGGGAGCGGGAGUGACUGCUAGAGGCACACGGCUGUGCUUUAGACUGAGAAGUUGUAGCAAGUACUCGCCGCACCACUUAGCUCAUCCUCGGUUGGGGCUGAAGUGCGGUGUCCUGGGGCAGCAAGCAGCGGAAGCUUUAGAGGCCAUGGCGAGAGACGAAGGGGCGAGAAGGAAAGAAACAGCAGCGGGAGAAGAUGGGGAUCAGCGGCCAGAGGAGCCGAGGAGACACAGACAGCAGCGGCGCCGGCGAAGGAGAGAGAGCAAGACCAGGACCGUGCGCUCCAACCUGCUGCCGCCCCCGGGGGGUGGGGAGCCCGAUGUAGCUGCGAAAGGAGCUCCCCAUCGGUGGCAGCGGAGUCAGGGAGGCUCCCAGUACUUAGCCGACAACCGGCUGAAGACAACCAAGUACACGGUGCUGUCCUUCCUGCCCAAGAACCUCUUUGAGCAGUUUCAUCGCCUGGCUAACGUGUACUUCGUCUUGAUUGCCCUGUUUAACUUUGUGCCUGUCCUGAACGCCUUCCAGCCCGAGCUGGCCUUGGCGCCGGUGCUCUUCAUCCUGGCGGUCACCGCCAUCAAAGACCUUUGGGAGGAUUACAGCCGCCACCGCUCGGACCACGAGAUCAACCACAUGGACUGCCUUGUCUACUGCAGGGAUGAAAAGAAAUUCGUGAACCGCUACUGGAAAGAAGUCCGAGUUGGAGAUUUUGUUCAGCUUCGAUGUAACGAGAUCAUACCUGCUGACAUCUUGCUGCUUUCUUCGAGUGACCCUGAUGGUCUCUGUCACAUCGAAACUGCCAACCUGGAUGGAGAAACCAAUCUGAAACAGCGGCAGGUGGUGAGGGAAUUUUUAGAGCUGGAUGCUGAAUUCAGUCCCUUGAAGUUCACCAGUAUAAUCGAAUGUGAGAAGCCAAAUAACGACCUAAGUAGGUUUCGAGGUAACAUUAUACAUGAAAAUGGGAAAAAAGCUGCACUUUAUAAAGAAAAUCUAUUGCUGCGUGGAUGCACUAUUAGGAAUACAGAAGAAGUAACAGGAAUAGUCAUCUAUGCAGGCCAUGAGACUAAAGCUUUGCUAAACAACAGUGGACCACGUUACAAGCGAAGUAAGCUCGAAAGACAAAUGAAUAUGGAUGUCCUUUGGUGUGUCCUCAUACUCAUAGUCAUGUGUCUGUUUUCAGCUAUUGGUCAUGCUCUGUGGGUAUGGCAGUAUGGAGAGAGGAAGAAACCAUUAUUUGAUGUCCCACAAUCAGAUGGCAACGAUUUGUCUCCAGUUCUAGCUGCAGUAUAUUUAUUUUUGACAAUGAUAAUAGUUCUUCAGGUUCUAAUCCCAAUUUCUUUAUAUGUUUCCAUUGAAAUUGUCAAAAUAUGUCAAGUGUUUUUUAUUCACCAAGAUAAAGAGCUAUAUGAUGAAGAAACAGACUCUAAACUACAGUGUCGAGCCCUGAAUAUCACAGAAGAUUUAGGACAGAUACAAUAUAUUUUCUCUGACAAAACUGGCACUCUCACUGAAAACAAGAUGGUUUUCCGAAGAUGUACUGUUUCUGGCAUAGAAUAUUCUCAUGAUGCUAAUGCUCGGCGCAUAGCUAUGUACCAGGAGGCUGACUCUGAGGAGGAUGAGGCGGCUCCCAAGGGAGGGACGCUGUCCCAGCGGGGCAGCAUUGGUAGUCACCAAAGCAUCAAGGUUGUUCACAGAACCCAGAGCACCAAAUCUCACAGACGGACGGGCAGCCGAGCUGAAGCGAAGAGAGCCAGCAUUCUAUCCAAACAUACCGCUUUCAGCAGCCCAAUGGAAAAGGACAUUACCCCUGAUCCAAAACUAUUUGAAAAGGUAAAUGAAUGUGCCAGGUGUCUGGAGAUCAUGAGAAACCAGGAAAAGUCAUUAUCCCAUCUCACCCCGGAACUCGCUGACAUCUUUGACUUUUUCAUAGCCCUAACCAUCUGUAAUACAGUGGUGGUGACAGCCCCCAAUCAGCCAAGACACAAGGUGAGAGUUAGGUUUGAGCUGAAGUCUCCAGUGAAGACCAUAGAAGAUUUCAUCCGAAGAUUCACUCCCAGCCGCCUGACCUCUGGAUCUAACAGUGGGAGCUCAUCAAGCCUCUCCACGAGCAAAUCCACCCACAAAACGGGUACCAGCUUUCUGUCUACACUGUCCAAUGAGAGCACCCUGCUCAAACUCGAAGCUAGACUGACCCGCUCCUCCCCAAAGAUGAACAGCAAUGGUUAUGGUGUGCAGCCAGGAGGCGGCUGGACAACCGAAAAUGGACUCAAGGAGGGCGAACUUCGUUAUGAAGCUGAGAGUCCCGAUGAAGCUGCUCUUGUCUAUGCAGCCCGAGCCUACAACUGCUCUCUAGUUGGCCGGCUGCCCGACCAGGUCUCUGUAGAACUCCCUCACCUGGGGAGGUUAACUUUUGAGCUUUUACACACGCUGGGCUUUGACUCCAUCAGGAAGAGAAUGUCAGUGGUGAUUAGGCAUCCCCUCACGGACGAAAUAAACGUUUACACCAAAGGAGCAGAUUCGGUGAUGAUGGAUCUUCUUCUGCCUUGCUCUUCAGAUGACUCAAGAGGAAAGCACCAAAAAAAAAUUCAAAGUAAAACUCAGAAUUAUCUGAACCUCUAUGCUGUGGAUGGAUUGCGUACCUUAUGUAUUGCCAAGAAGGUUCUAAGUAAAGAAGAAUAUGCCUGCUGGUUACAAAGCCAUUUAGAGGCAGAAUCCUCACUGGAGAACCGGGAUGAGCUGCUGUUCCAGUCCGCAAUCCGUCUGGAGACCAAUCUACACCUAUUGGGUGCAACGGGCAUCGAAGAUCGUUUACAGGACGGUGUCCCAGAAACUAUUGCCAAGCUGCGACAGGCUGGACUGCAGAUAUGGGUUCUCACUGGGGACAAACAAGAAACAGCUGUUAAUAUUGCCUAUGCCUGCAAACUGCUUGACCAUGACGAGGAAAUCAUUACUCUGAAUGCUGAAUCACAGGAAACAUGUGCUGCUUUAUUGGAACAGUGUUUAUUCUAUGUGGAGUCAAAAUUUUCAAAUAGUGAAGUGAAGAAAUCUCUUGGAAAGGUGAACAUUGGGUUCGCCUCUGUCCACCCACCUGCCCCAUCUGCUGCCACAUGCCCCAACCUAGGCCUCGUGAUUGAUGGGAGAACUCUAGCUUAUGCACUGGACAGAACCUUGGAAGACAAAUUUCUUUCCCUAGCUAGGAGAUGCCGUUCAGUCCUCUGCUGUCGAUCCACUCCAUUACAAAAGAGCAUGGUGGUAAAGCUGGUCAGAAACAAACUGAAAGCCAUGACCUUGGCAAUAGGUGAUGGAGCCAAUGAUGUCAGUAUGAUCCAAGUAGCUGAUGUUGGUGUGGGAAUCUCUGGUCAGGAAGGCAUGCAGGCGGUGAUGGCCAGCGACUUUGCAGUCCCCAGAUUCCGACAAUUGGAGAAACUUCUGCUUGUUCAUGGACAUUGGUGCUACUCCCGACUUGCUAAUAUGGUGCUCUAUUUCUUCUACAAAAAUGCGAUGUUUGUAGCCCUUCUCUUUUGGUACCAGUUUUACUGUGGAUUCUCUGGAUCUUCCAUGAUUGAUCAGUGGUUUUUGAUCUUCUUUAAUUUAUUGUUCUCAUCACUUCCUCAACUGAUUACUGGAGUGCUUGAUAAAGAUGUUCCAGCUGAAAUACUGGUUACCGUACCUCAGCUCUACAAAAGUGGACAGAACAUGGAGGAAUAUCAGCCCCAUAUGUUUUGGAUGAACAUGAUUGACGCCGCCUAUCAAAGCCUGGUUUGCUUUUUCAUCCCUUACUUUGCCUAUCGUGACUCUGAUGUCGAUAUAUUUUACUGGGGAACUGUCAUCAUGACGAUAGCUCUCUUCACCAUCAUACUGCAUUUGGGCAUUGAAACCAAAACCUGGACUUGGCUCCACUGGACAGCAUGUGGCUUCAGUAUCCUUUUAUUUUUCAUUGUGGCUUUGGUGUACAAUGCCUCUUGUUCAACGUGUUUUCCUCCAUCCAACCCUUACUGGACUAUGCAGAAGUUAAUGGGUGACCCCAUGUUUUACUUGACUACUGUCAUAUCAUCUGUUGUUGCCUUACUGCCCCGUUUUUUGUAUAGAACAUUCCAAGGGACACUCUUCCCAACCCAGCUUCAGCUGGGGCGCCAGUUGGCCAGGUGGGGCCCAAAGGAAUUGAAUGUUCACAAAGACACCACUUCUCAGCAACCUCCUGCAGGAGAGCAAGGAUUGCAGAGCUCAGCUUCGAAGGGCAGUGAUACCUUUGGACUCCAUCCUCAGGACCACUCUCCACUAGCAUCUCAGUCUGGACAUCAACCAGCUUCUGUAACAGAGUCAAGGAGUGGGCACAGGACAGCAAAUGUGACUGCCCAGUCUUUGAAUAACACUAUGAUGGACAGCUUAAGGGGACACCCUCCGGUGCCCCAGAGACCAGAAGGUGCUGUCCAAGAGGGACCAUCUGGUGAUUCUGAGGGGGAAUCCUCCACCAGAGAAGUAUCUCCUCUGUCCUCUAUUCUAGACCUGCCAGACUUCAGUUUACUAAACUGGAUUUCCUCCACACCAUUGUUUAAUGGGUUUGGAAGAGCAUUUCGGCUCUCUCAGAGUAGUUUACAAACUGACAUGCUGGGCAGCACAUUUUUGUCCCUUGGCUCCCAGCUGGAUCAGGACUUAAAAGGUUCAAAAAGAGAGACCUCAGACUGCUUCCAGGAGAAAGUUAAAGGGCCUGCAGCUGUUUGCCACAACAGUGAAAAUCUUGAAACAACCUUUUUAUAACAUGAACUUUAAUAAUAUUUAUGUUUUCUAUUUGCACAGAAGAGUUAUAGUAAAAAUGUCUUUAAAUGUUUCCAGGACUGAAACAGGAAAUUAGAGGUACCAAAAAAAGGUUUAUUUUUUAAAUUUUAAGUAGAGUAUAUUGAAAAAGAUCAGAGCUUUAAAGUAUAAGAAAAAAGUUGCACUUGAAAAUUACAUUUAAAUCUAUUUUUUCAUCUCAUUUUAUAAGAAAAUGCAGUAUGUUUUAUUUUCUUCAAAAUGCUUUACUUAACAUCCUGUCCAGAAGUAUAAGCAUUGUACCUAGUUCCCAGGGCAUUGGUUUUCAUUGCUAUUUUAUGGCAAGAAUAUAGAUGGCCAUUAAGGAGAGAUCAUUCUAAACAAUCAAAAAGCAAAUACCACCGUGUGUGUUGCUCAUCUCUUCACAAAAAGAGGGGUAAGAUAGAGUUUCAGGAAAAUGAAAAGCAUGAACACUCAUUCCAUCCUCUGAUGUCAUUCAGGUAGCUUAUAAAUAUCACAUUAUGAGUAUUUCAUCCCCUAUGUAGUAUUUCACCUGUUAAAAACCAUAACAAACAAUAAAUAAUGUUCAUAUUGCAAAGAAA